Molecule: messenger RNA, 884 nt
Organism: Chelonia mydas (Green sea turtle)
Lineage: Eukaryota; Metazoa; Chordata; Testudines; Cheloniidae
Gene: CISD2
Product: CDGSH iron sulfur domain 2
Exons: 3
Coding region: 163-570 (135 amino acids)
Biological process (GO): regulation of autophagy; autophagy of mitochondrion
Cellular component (GO): intracellular membrane-bounded organelle; mitochondrial outer membrane
Molecular function (GO): 2 iron, 2 sulfur cluster binding
Source: RefSeq, a predicted model, not a curated record
CGCGCACUAGCCUCCAGCCCGCCGGCAGCGGCCCGCGCCGUCCGCACAUGCUCAGUAGCGGAUACCCCCCCUUCCCCCCUCCUUGGAGGAAGGGCACCGUUGUGGCAUGACAAGGGAGAGGGCGGGGAGGCCGCCGCGUAGCGCCCGUCCCCCCACGUCGCCAUGCCGCUGGAAAGCUUGGCUCGCAUCAUCAAAGUGCAGCUGCCUGCCUACCUCAAGCGCCUGCCCUUGCCCGAGAGCAUCAGCGGCUUCGUCAGGCUGACAGUUUCAGAAUGGCUGCGGUUAUUGCCGUUCCUGGGUGUCCUGGCACUACUUGGAUAUCUGGCUCUUCGUCCAUUCUUCUUGCGAAGGAAACAGCAGAAGGAUAGCUUGAUUAACCUCAAGAUCCAGAAGGAAAAUCCCAAAGUAGUAAAUGAAAUAAACAUCGAAGAUCUGUGCCUCACUAAAGCAGCUUACUGCAGGUGUUGGCGUUCUAAGACGUUCCCUGUCUGUGAUGGCUCUCACAACAAACACAAUGAAUUGACAGGCGAUAAUGUGGGUCCACUAAUACUCAAGAAGAAAGAAGUAUAGAGAAUCUCUAAUGCAUUAAAUCAUGACUGAUGUGAAGUCAUUUAUACACUUGUAGUUGCAGGACACAAUGUAUUAUGUACGUCUAAUGGUUGCUGUAGAUUUCCUUUUGGUUUAACCUAUAGUUACAGUCAAGUGCUAGACCUAGGUCUGUGAUUCGAUACUUUGUAUGUUCUGAAGAAUCAUGUCUUAUGUAAAACUGUAAAGUAAACAUCUUUGUAAAUAAGCCUUUUUAUCUGAACAGUGACCACUCCCAAUGUUACAACUUAAUCUUUUUAGGAUGAACGUGAUGUAAUAAAAGCCAUACUACUCUUAAA